CGCUCCCCAGCCGCUGCUGGCGCGAAGCCUCGGUCCAGAGCCGGCCACCCAUUACUACGUAUCUGUGGCAGGCGAUCCAUCUGUCGGCUUUUCCUCCAUUCUCCAGUUGCAUACGCCACUUGCUCUUCAUCGCCUUUGUCACAAAGCACCUCCUCCACUGAAGGAGAAUGCGACGGGGUUGACAAGGCAACAUACUUAAGAUGGCGAUUCGAGAGGAUAUCGUCGCUUCGGCGACGCAGUUUUUGCAAGACCCAAGCGUUGCGAGCUCAUCGAUUGAAAACCGCGUGGCAUUUCUGCGGACGAAGAACCUUACCCAAGAAGAGAUCGAUGCCGCGUUGGCAAGAGUAGGCGCUCAGCCCGUACCGGCUGCUGCGACGGGUUCGAUGACAGUCGCUCAGCAACAGCAGCAACAACAACCGUACUAUCAGCCCUACCCCCCUCAGUAUGCAGCCUGGCAGCCACCGCCCACGUCCCCUAAGAGAGAUUGGAGAGAUUGGUUUAUCAUGGCAACUGUUGUCGGCGGUGUCAGCUAUGGUGCAUAUACGUUGGCCAAGCGAUACGUGUAUCCUCUGAUUGCGCCACCGACUCCCGAAAGGCUUGAACAAGACAAGAAGUCAAUCGAGGAGCAGUUUGACAAGGCUUUCGGCCUUGUCGAACAGCUCGCAAAGGACACAGAGGAACUCAAGGCGGCGGAGCAACAACGCACAGAGAAGCUGGACACGGCUCUGGCGGACCUGGAAUCGAUUAUGCAGGAGCUGAGGUCUGCGAAUACGCGUCGGGAGAUUGAGACACAACGCGUCAAGGACGACGUACAAAUUCUCAAGGACUCGAUCCCGAAGGCCAUGAACACCCAGAAGGACCUCACCGACUCGAGACUGAAGGAAGUGAACUCGGAGCUUACUAGCCUCAAAACGCUGAUUACCCAGCGCAUGAACGCGGCGUCAUCGGCCAGUACGAACAAUCUGCGGACCGGCGGAAACGCUGCGUCUACUUCUUCAGGACUGAACCGCCCUGCUGCAACGGGUAGUGAUUCUCAAACGGGCAGCACCGAGGCGGCUGCCAACUCUGAUACGCCCAAGACAACUGGCACGCCCACAUAUAACCGAUCCUCGCCUUUCAGUGGCGCCACAGGCGCAAAGGCGUCAAUCCCGGCAUGGCAGAUGGCCAUGGCUAACAAGGAAAAGGACUCCGUAGUCUCUUCGACACCACCAAACGAAACUGGGGACGACAGCUCACAACAGCAACCAGCCGGAAGUGUGUAGUACCGUAUCGUGCUUUGAGUCAACGUUCUGUACAGUAAACAACAUCAAUGAUUUCAUUGCGUUACGGAGUGGGAGAAUAACCGAUAUAAUUGAGCUUUGGGCUCGGUUGUAUACAUGUACUAGAUAUGAGCAUUGAAAGCUAGUACUCUGAUAACGGCACGAAGCAUCUGAAUGACAAAUUUGGCGUCUCAGGAUUAAGUACAGAAGCCAGUGAUGAGCCCUAGAACGCUGCUUCAGGGUCGUCGACAUGAAUGCGAAGCUGACGCGUUCUUUGACUUGGUUCACACGGGACGGCUGCUAUUCGCGUGCUGCUACCUUGAUCCUUCUUCUCGUGAGGCAAAUCUUCGGCUUACCCUUGGUCGUGAAGAUUGGGUGACGAUGUCUCAAGUCGGAUUGCAAUGCGGCUGGUUGCACCCG
Colletotrichum navitas is the source of this 1679-nucleotide messenger RNA. RefSeq names its product peroxisomal membrane anchor protein conserved region-domain-containing protein. Gene Ontology annotation, biological process: protein import into peroxisome matrix, docking. Gene Ontology annotation, molecular function: signaling receptor binding. The record is from RefSeq and is a predicted model, not a curated record. NCBI's taxonomy places the organism in Eukaryota, Fungi, Ascomycota, Sordariomycetes, Glomerellales, Glomerellaceae. Gene Ontology annotation, cellular component: peroxisomal membrane; peroxisomal importomer complex. Bases 201 to 1262 code for a protein of 353 amino acids. The transcript is spliced from 4 exons.